Cuscuta epithymum is the source of this 4673-nucleotide messenger RNA. The record is from the annotation of a GenBank genome assembly. Lineage: Eukaryota; Viridiplantae; Streptophyta; Magnoliopsida; Solanales; Convolvulaceae.
CACAACAAAUGACUGAUGAGUAUCUAAAAUACAGCCACCAAUGCGGUUCAGAGGUUGCAUGCCAUUAAGGGCCCAAAUUCUUUGACCAUCUCCUUCCUUUAUUGGCAGGUUACAGUUUACCGCUCAAAAGCUGGCGAGACUCUGUAAGAAACAAGUUUUGGCAUUCAAAUUUGGAUAUCCAUUCAAAUUCUCAUCUGCACCUGCAUCAAACUUUUUUGGCUCUACUCAAUGCAGAAAGUAUUCCAAGAAUUAUGGGCUUCAGUGCCUUGUCGACCACCCGAAUCCGGAAAUCUCCGUCUUUUUCCAGAGAGGCUUCUCCGAGAUCACAGACGGAAUGACCGGAAGAGCAGUUCAUGCAAUAUGCGUAAAGGAGUCCCAUUUAGACAUUUUCCGCCAUAAUACUCUGAUCAAAAUGUACUCCAAGUUUGGGAGAGCUGAGCGUGCCCGUCACGUGUUCGACCAGAUGCUUGAGAGAAAUGAAGCGUCUUGGAAUAACAUUAUUUCUGGGUACGUUCUUACAGGCCGGUAUUGUGAUGCAGUUAGACUAUUCAUUGAGAUGUGGGGUCUAGGGAUUGAAGUAAAUGAAUAUACUUUUGCUAGUGUAUUGACUGCAUUGAGUAGGUCUGAGAGUAUGUGUCUUGAAGGAUAUCAAGUUCAUGGUGUACUCUUGAAGCGCGGUUUAUUGUAUAAUGUUUUUGUGGGAACUUCUGUGUUGCAUUUUUAUGGUGUCUAUGGUCUUACUUCUGAUGCUGCAAACGUUUUUGAGGAAAUGCCUAUGAGGAAUGUGGUGACUUGGACUUCUUUGAUGGUUGCAUGCUCCAAUAAUGGAAAUACGGAGGAAGUUAUAAGUUUAUAUAAGAGAAUGAAGAGUGAAGGGACCAGUUGUAAUCAGAACACCUAUACUGUAGUGAUUAGUUCGUGUAGUUAUCUUGAAGGUGAUUGUGCGGGUCAUCAAGUGCUAGGCCAUGUCGUAAAAUCAGGGUUUGAAAAUAAUGUUUCAGUGGCUAACGCUCUAAUUUCGAUGUUUGGUAAUUUUAACUUUGUAGAAGAGGCUUAUCGUGUUUUUGAAGGCAUGACUGAACGUGACACUAUAUCUUGGAAUUCAAUCAUAUCUGUUCUGGCACAUAAUCAACUUUGUGAGGAAGCAUUUAGAUGUUUCUAUUUUAUGCUUUGUCAACACGAUGAUAUAGAUUCAACGACACUUUCCUCCCUUUUGUCAGCCUGUGGUUCUGUAGAUAAUAUAAAUCAAGGUAGAACAAUGCAUGGUUUGGUGAUCAAACUGGGAUGGAAUUCAAAUAUAUGUAUUUGUAACACUCUUCUUUCAAUGUAUGCGGAUGCUUUACGAUGUUCAGAUGCUGAAAAUUUGUUCCACAACAUGCAAGAGAAGGAUUUAAUUUCUUGGAAUUCUAUGAUGGCUGGGUAUGUUUUGAUAGGUGACGUCUUCAAAGUCUUAAACUUUCUUACUGAGUUGCUUCACAUGGGAAAGUCAGUAAGCUAUGUGACUUUUGCUAGUGCGCUGGCUGCAUGUUCUAAUGCUGAUUAUCUUACUGAAGGGAAGAUAUUGCAUGGACUUGUUAUGACAUCUGGGUUGCAAGACAAUUUGAUAGUUGGAAAUGCAUUAGUCACCAUGUAUGGGAAGCAUGUUAUGAUGGUGGAGGCUGAAAAGGUGUUCUUUAAGAUGCCAGUAAAAGAGUUGGUUACUUGGAAUGCAUUAAUUGGUGGCUAUGCUGCUGGUCAUCAAACCAACGAUGUGGCAAGAAUUUUUAAAUGGAUGAGAGAGUGCAGUGUGACCUCAAACUACAUUACAAUAAUAAAUGCACUUGGCUCCUGCUCAUCUCCUGUUGAUCUCCUGAGUGCUGGAAUGCCGUUGCAUGGACAUAUAGUUCUAACUGGUUUCGAGGAAGAUGAGUAUGUGCGGAACUCACUCAUAACUAUGUAUGCCGAAUGUGGGGAUCUCAAGUCAAGCAACUUUAUAUUUACUCAGGUGGCUUACAAGUCUUUUGUGACUUGGAAUGUCAUGGUUUCUGCAAAUGCCCACCAUGGCCUCUGGGAAGAGGCUUUGAAGCUUCUUCUUGAUAUGCAGAGGGCUAACGUGGAGUUAGAUCAAUUUAGCCUUUCUUCUUCCCUUUCAGCUGCAGCAAACCUGGGGAGUCUGGAGGAAGGCCAACAGCUUCAUUGCUUGGCUACUAAACUUGGUUUUGACUCAUACCAUUACAUAAAAAAUGCUACGAUGGAUAUGUAUGGGAAGUGUGGUGAACUCAAAUAUGUGCUCGAAAUCCUCCCUAAACCAAAUACCCGAUCACGCUUGUCUUGGAACAUUUUGAUGUCUACAUUAGCCAGACAUGGACUUUUUCGUGAAGCCAGGGAAGCCUUCCAUGAAAUGCUUAAGCAUGGUACAAAGCCUGAUCAUGUUACUUUUGUCUCUCUUCUGUCUGCAUGUAGUCAUGGGGGCUUAGUGGAUGAGGGUCUCAAGCAUUUUGCUUCAAUGACUACCGGUUUUGGGGUCCCAGUUGCUAUAGAGCACUGUGUGUGCAUGGUUGAUAUGCUUGGAAGAUCAGGAAGACUUCCUGAAGCAGAGGCGUUCAUCAAAGAAAUGCCGGUGCCUCCAAAUGACUUUGUUUGGCGGAGUUUGUUGGCAGCAUGUAGGAUGCAUGGGCAUGCCGACCUGGCAAGAAAAGCUACCGACUUUCUUCUGACAUCUAAUCCAAUGGAUGACUCUGCUCAUGUUCUGUAUUCCAAUGUCUGUGCGAAUUCUGGGAAAUGGCAGGAUGUCCAGCUCGUUAGAGCCAAUAUGGAAUUAAGCAGCAUCAAGAAGCAGCCGUCUUGCAGUUGGGUUAAAAUGAAAGACAAAAUUUACACUUUUGGUAUCGGAGACCGAUCCUACUCAUUGUCUGAGCAGAUAUAUGACAAACUGGGGGAGUUGAGGAAAAGACUUCAAGAAGUUGGAUAUGUCCCUGAUACAAGUUUCGCUUUGCAUGACACGGAUGAGGAACAGAAGGAACACAAUCUCUGGUGCCAUAGCGAGAAACUUGCCCUUGCCUAUUCUUUGGUUACUACCCCAGAAGGUUCAAAGCUUCGGAUUUUCAAGAAUCUACGAGUUUGUGGUGAUUGUCAUUCCGUCUUUAAACUUGUAAGCAGCUUAGUCAGGAGAGAAAUCAUAUUGAAGGAUCCUUAUCGGUUUCAUCAUUUUAGUGGUGGCAAGUGUUCUUGUGGUGAUUAUUGGUAACCGUGUAUACGAUGUUAUGGUGAGUGGUGACUUGCCAAACUUAUCCAAGAAUCAACCAAAAGAUACGAAUGAAAAACAUUCCAUAAGCACGGGAAGUUUCUUAUGUGGUUUCAAUUUCAGGUGCAAAGAUAGCAUUGUCCCGCAGUAUGCUAAGUCGUGCUCUUGGAGUGAGCAAUUGGUGCAGUAAGUAAACUUCAAGAAACAGCACAUGGUGGGUGACCAUCUUAAACCAUAGAGCAGGGGAGAUGAUAACUUGUAUAGUUGUAUGCCAAGAAAUAUCACCAAUCACUCCAAAAUGUGGGAAAAUAUAGACAGGUACACCUAUGUACCAAUGCAAGCAUAAAAGGAAGUAAUUUGACAGUAAUGAAGCCAUAGCUGUUGACUCAGAGUCAUUGGUUGGAUUUUGCGCUGUUAUCAGCACCGGCACUGGAACACCAAUAAAUGUCAUUAGUGGAAAGUACGAAUCAGGAGAUGUCACCCAGAGUCAGUUACACCAUGGUGGAGAAGGGGUCUGGCUUCUAUUCUGCUCAAUCACGAGGGCGGUAAGCACAAGAAAAUGAGAAAUGUUUUCGGUUUUCUGAAUUUAUGUGUUUCCCUUCUAUCAGCUCACCGUCCAAGCCGUUUUCCUUGUGAACCUGGAUUAUCCAGAUAUUUUAGUUGGUGAUUUAUUAUCCAUGAACUUGUGUCCAACAGCAGGAGCCACUGAUCGACUUCUUCCCCAUCCAUGAGCCUUUUAACAGGCAUGUACUCGCUCCCAAUCAGCUGUGCUCCAAUGGGGUUGUCCUCCUUGACAGAGAAGACAAUGUUGGAAGCCAUAUAAGGAUUGUAAGGUCGAUCAGGCAGUAGCCGAAGCAUGGGCGGUGGUGGCUGGAGCAUGUGCGGCGAUGUUCAAUUCUAUGGUGGUUCUUUUCUGGGCCCUGGUGUUUCGGUGUGUUUUGUCUUCCUCGAUGUAGGGAGUUGCUUUGGUGUCUCAGCCUGCUACUCCUGAUUAUGAGUUAUUGUCUCUCUUCUUUUGGAAUGCGUAAAGAUGGAAUAAGCAUAAAGAGUGUUUUUUUCUCCACCCGGUUCUACAUCUUUUUGGAACGAAGUAAGAUGAGGAAUGUAGUGUUAGGAUGUUUUUACUUGGACUGUAAUUUGCUGGUCUGAUCUGGUCUGGUCUGGUCUGGUUUCUUUGUAGUUUUAUAACUAUCCAAGUCUGGUCUGGUUUGAACUGGUCUGGUCUGGUCUGGGACAAAUUACAGUCCAAGUAAAAACAUCCUUAGUAGCUAGUUCUCUUCUGUAAUAGUAGAAUCACCCCUGUGUGGGGAGCUUUGUAGAAAAACUUUAUUACUUUAUUUCAGCGUUAUUUCUUCUUUAGUAAUACUUGUUUUUAUCAAACAUUCGAGUAUGUUUGGUAAUGAUAUUUGGAUUUCUGAAGUCCCUUUGAUAUGCACUAUUUCAGUUACAG